Hemibagrus wyckioides is the source of this 3960-nucleotide messenger RNA. Its product is annotated as unconventional myosin-XIX. Gene Ontology annotation, molecular function: microfilament motor activity; actin filament binding; ATP binding. The transcript is spliced from 23 exons. NCBI's taxonomy places the organism in Eukaryota, Metazoa, Chordata, Actinopteri, Siluriformes, Bagridae. Gene Ontology annotation, cellular component: vesicle; actin cytoskeleton; cytoplasm. Gene Ontology annotation, biological process: vesicle transport along actin filament; actin filament organization. Bases 131 to 3052 code for a protein of 973 amino acids. The record is from RefSeq and is a predicted model, not a curated record.
UCCUUCAGUGAGGAAUUUUCUGAGUCAGAAGUAGGAAAGUUAGAGAAAAGGCGGUGUGUUAAUGGCGGGGCUGUGAGAUUAAAGGAAGAGCUGAAAACGGGCUUUCUGGACAGUCCUGGUACUUGGUAAUAUGGCAAAGGUCAAGCAGAAACUUUUAUUCAGGACAGAAAACGUGUCUGGAGGCAGAACAGAGGGCGAAUCUGGGAGUUUUGAACAAGGUGGAAGUGCAAAACGUCCUGGGAAGGUAAACAGAGUGACAGAGCGGCUCCAGGCCCGCAGGAAGUCUCUCAAUGACUCAUUAGAAGGAGACGUCAGAGCUUUUUUAGUAAACGAGGCUGAGCUCCACACCUACGAUGACCUGACCAAAGUCAAUCCUGUAACCCCAACCACAGUGCUAAAAUGCCUGCAGGCACGUUACAGUGCGCGAGUGUUUUAUACCCACGCCGGCUGCACGCUGGUGGCAAUGAACCCCUUCCAGCCCAUUCCUCACCUUUACUCUCUGGACGUGAUGCGCGAGUAUCACACAGCUUCCCAACCGCAGGACUUUAAGCCUCACAUCUUCAUUGUUGCCGAAGAAGCUUACAGGAACGUUCAGGGCCAAGUUGAACCCGUCAACCAAUCACUAGUGGUCUCAGGGGAGAGCGGAGCCGGGAAGACAUGGACUUCACGCUGCCUCAUGAAGUAUUACGCCACAGUGGCUGCCUCGUCUCAGAAGUGCCAGCACACGGUGGAGAGGAUAGAGAGACGAGUGCUGGACUCGAACCCCAUCAUGGAAGCCUUUGGCAAUGCUUGCACUUUACGCAACAACAACAGCAGCCGCUUCGGAAAGUACAUCCAGCUCCAGCUGAACAGUUCUCAGUUGCUGGUAGGAGCCUCGGUGCAAACUUAUCUCCUAGAGAAGACCAGGGUGGCAUUUCAAGCCCCGAACGAGAGAAAUUUCCACAUAUUUUACCAGAUGAUGAAGGGGGCCACAGAAGAACAGAGGCAGGAAUGGGAGAUGCCAUGUGACCAGAAGUUCACCUGGUUGCCAAAUGCAGAGAAAUCCUUAGAAGAGGAUUGCUUCCAGGAAACAGUUGAAGCCAUGGUCAACCUUGGUAUUGAUGCCCACAAGCGUGCACAGAUUUUCAGGAUCCUGGCAGGUCUUCUGCAGCUGGGGAAUGUGAACUUCAGUCCAGCUCCUGAGUCUGAGCCCUGUGGCCUCGAUCAACAGUCCAAAGGUUUCCUAGGGAAGACGGCGGCUCUGUUGCGUGUGCCGGCAGAUGAGCUGCGGGAGUGUGUGAGCAUCCGGACGCUGCGUGCGGGAAAACAGAGCGCUCUGCUCAAGCCCUGUUCACAGAGCGAGUGUGUUGUUCGCAGGGACUGUCUUGCUAAAGUCAUCUACGCACGACUGUUUGACUGGCUGGUCGGCUUCAUCAACAGCAGCAUGUGUGCGGACGACUCCAAGUGGUGCAACUUCAUUGGCCUUUUGGAUGUGUACGGCUUUGAGUGUUUCCUGCUAAACAACCUGGAGCAGCUAUGUAUUAACUAUGCCAAUGAGAAGCUGCAGCAGCACUUUGUAGCUCACUAUCUAAAGGCCCAGCAGGAGGAAUACGUGUCCGAGGGUCUGCAGUGGUCUUUCGUCCGCUACCAAGACAACCAGAGAUGCCUGGAUCUGAUCGAGGGAAAUCCCACCAGCAUCUUCUCCCUUCUUAAUGAGGAGUGCCGUCUGAACAGGGCCUCCGACGCAAAGCAGUUCCGGGAGCGUCUACAGAAGGAGCUCUCUGACAACGGCAGUAUGAGCUGGGACAAGUUUAGCAAGCAACCACAUUUCAUUGUGGCUCACUACGCAGGCAAAGUUAGCUACCAGAUCGAGGGCAUGAUGGAGAAGAAUAAGGAUCCAGUUCCCCCUGAACUCCUCAGCUUGCUGCAAAAGUCAGAGGAUCCUCUGCUGCAGAGUCUCUUUGCAGACACAGAAACCGAAGGAAAGCCUCACGGCCACAGCAAAGUCGUCACUGUCGUCUCUAAAUUCAAGAACUCCUUGGAGAAUUUGAUGAAGAUUCUGCACAGCACCACUCCUCAUUACACACGCUGCAUUAAACCCAAUCCCGACUGCAAGCCGCUUACCUUCCAGAAGGAAGAGGUCAUCACCCAGCUGGAGGCAUGUGGUAUAGUGGAGACCAUUCACAUCAGCGCUGCAGGUUUCCCUAUCAGGGUUCCCUAUGACAACUUUAUCCAGCGUUACAGGCUGAUCUCCAACACCAGACUCCUGGCUCAAGGAGCUGAAAACGAGGCUCAGAUCGCUCUAGGCCCCGCCGUACAGGACAUUCUGAAUGCAGUCCUGAGGACCAAGUCUUCUGCCCCCAACAACAACAACAACGUGAUGGUGCAUUGUGGGAAGACCAAAGUGUUCCUGACGCAUGCCAUGUUGGAGCUAUUGGAGGAGCAGAGGUACAGAGUGCUCUCUCAGAAGGCCUUCUCCAUCCAGUGUUGCUGGCGCAGACACCAGCGCCGCCAGCGAGCCAUCAGGACAAAGUGUGCCACAUUCAUACAAGCAGUGGUGCGGGGCUGGCUGGUUAGGAGAGAGGUGAGGAGAUGGCGUAAAGCUGCUACAGUCAUCCAGAAUAAAUGGAGAUCUUGGAGGGCUUUGAUGGACUCCCUGGCGGAGGCGGAGUUGGACAACGCUGAAGACCUGCAGGAGGAGGAAGAGGCACGCUCCUUCCUGUUUCAGAGAGGUUCUGUACCGCUCUCCAGUUUCCCCAAUCCUCAAGCAGUCAGCAGCUUGCCUCUGGGCCUGGCUAUGUCCUUCACCCCCAGUGUCACCGUGACUCUGACCACUACAGGUUUCCACAAGAUCAUGUCCAUCAUGGCCACGCUAAAGAUCCCUUUCAGGAACGGAGAGUACAAAGUGGAGACCAACCAGUUCAAACACGGCGUGGCCUCCAUCCGGGCACAGCCACAGGGCUCUGUGAAGCUCCACAUGCAGAGAUCUCCUCUCCGCUACGCCGACAUGUACCCAGGAUCCCACACUGACCAAGUGACCGGGUUUAAUCAGAUUCUGCUGGAAAAUUCAUGAACGUGUGCAUUUGCUACUCUGUACAGUCCCUCCAGGAUUUUUUGUGAUUGUUACCGAAAUUUGUUUUGCAAUUUUGUACUUCUACUUCUCGAAUUAAGAGAAAUUGCAAGCACGUGAUUCUUCUAAACUCCUACGAGUAAAGAGACAUAAGUAGCUGCUUUCUCUGAUGGCCGUUUUGACGUAUUUAAAUAGAAAAGCUUUGGCUGAACGUACAUCUUGGCCUAAAUUUGCGGAAAAUCUGGGGUAAUUUGGGAAAAAUUGCAAGCUUCUCUGAAUGUUGCUUGAUUUUUGCGCUCAAAUCGUGAAAUCCUGGAGGGACUGUCUCUUCUCUCAUCAACCAAAGUAAGCGAAACCCGAACCGAUGCACCUUCUUAAUGCACAAAAAGGAAUGAAUCUACUUCAGGUCUAUGUUUUGCUGUGUAUAUAUUCUGUCUGUUAUCAUGUACGUGCCUUUUGUAAAUGACUAUUUUAUACGUAUUUAUUCUGACAUUACGCUUCCGGCAUGAGGAAUCCGAUUUUAUAAUCAAAAGUCUGUAAUAUUUAUUUGAUUAGAGAUUAUUCUGAAAGGUAAUAGUGCACAGGGAAACACUAAAGACAUGUUUGCACUGGAGAUAUAAGUGUAUUUCAGAAUUGCGGGGGGAAAAACACUACCUGAGUCCAACAUUAGAUGUAAAGCAUAUCAGGAAUCAAACAUGAUCUUGAUUAAUCAGGUAUUCCUUUAAUUGAUUUAAUUUCAUUCGACACAUGACCAAACCAGACGUCUUUUCAGGAAUGAUUAAAAUCUUGGAAAAACAUGAUAUUAACUGGAACGUUUCUGUACGGUUUAGUACUGUGUACUUGAUGUACAUUUCUGCUUUAUUCAAGGCUUAUUGCACAGACCAAUAAAAACACUACUUUUAUAUAGAGAA